Molecule: messenger RNA, 427 nt
Organism: Aspergillus caelatus
Lineage: Eukaryota; Fungi; Ascomycota; Eurotiomycetes; Eurotiales; Aspergillaceae
Exons: 1
Coding region: 35-205 (56 amino acids)
Source: RefSeq, a predicted model, not a curated record
UGACAAGCUUACACAAAAGUCCUCUAUAACUAUUAUGGUACAGCCAUUACCAGUAAGCCCCGUGGUUGGGCAAACAUUUACCAUCAACAACGGUCUGCAAACUCCCAUAAUCUGUGGUCUUAAUCUUCCCGUUCUGUUCAGCAUCAAAAUCAGGAAACCUUUAAUUUUCCACAGAACAAUAGCCAGUAUACUGCUUUUUGAAUAGAGUUAAUGAAGUGCUUAUGAGAGGAGCCUGCAAACCUUCCACGCCCUGGAAGACUACCGCAUUCAGGAUACUGAGAAAUCCCGCCCGGGCGACAGCCAAGACAUUCACCUUCCAAAUAACGGGUACUAGCAAGGGUUUACUGUUUUAGGAAGUAGGAUAAUUAUCGGUCACGUGCCCUAGUCUGGUUUUCCAGUACUGAUAAAGCAGGAUGUGAUAGUGAAA